Messenger RNA from Zea mays, 1629 nucleotides. Its product is annotated as serine/threonine-protein kinase. Gene Ontology annotation, biological process: protein phosphorylation. The transcript has 4 exons. The coding region runs from base 326 to 1459 and encodes 377 amino acids. The record is from RefSeq and is a predicted model, not a curated record. Gene Ontology annotation, molecular function: protein kinase activity; ATP binding. NCBI's taxonomy places the organism in Eukaryota, Viridiplantae, Streptophyta, Magnoliopsida, Poales, Poaceae.
UGCCUAUUCAUUCAUUCGUCGUCUCUCCCCAGCUGACCGCCGUGCCUCCUCCAUCGGCAGCGACCCGGCCGAGAGCACGGCGUGUACCGUCUCCCCCCGUCGCGCGCGUGUGGUCGGAGGCCGUCGGCUGCCCCCGCCGGCCAGCGAGGGAAGACGAGGACGAACGAGCGAACGGCCAAAUGAUCAGCCACAUACCGUUCUUCCGGAGAAUUCAUCGCUGGAUCCUCCCUAGCUGCGGCGACGUCCACCAGCCGCGCCCGUCGUCCCGCCGUCGAGGUACGCACCUGGCCUCAAGGAGUCGGCGCCCUCGAUUCCGCCGCUUUGCAUGCAUGCAUGCUCAAGAUAUACAUAUGAAUAUGACCUGCGGUCGGUCCCGAGACUCCCGACGAUCGCGCCGCGCGUGCACGCAGAUGAGGCCCCGAGGCCGGCGGCGGCCCCUUCGAAGCUGAGGAAGGUGGGGUCGGAGGGGAAGCUGGUCCUGGCCGUGCCCAAGGACGUGGAGGAGUUCCGGACCAUGUCGGCGCCGUACGGCCACCUCAGUCUCUUCUCGUACGACGAGCUCAGGAAGGCCACCGGCGACUUUAACCCGGGGCAGAUCGUCGGCGAAGGAGGCUUCGGCGUCGUCUACAGAGGGCUCAUCGACGGCGCCGUGCGCAAGGGGUACCCGCCGACCACGGAGGUCGCCGUCAAGGUGCUCAACCCGGAGGGGAUCCAGGGUGACAAGGAGUGGCUGACGGAGGUGAGCUACCUCGGGCAGUACAGGCACCCGAACCUGGUGGAGCUCAUCGGCUACUGCUGCGAGGACAACCACCGGCUGCUGGUGUACGAGUUCAUGGCCAAGGGCAGCCUGGAGCACCAUCUGUUCCGCCGCGCCUGCAGCCUGACGUGGACGACGCGGGUAGCCGUCGCGCUCCACGUCGCCAGGGGCCUCGCCUUCCUCCACGGCUCCGACCGCCCCAUCAUCUACCGGGACUUCAAGACCUCCAACAUCUUGCUAGACGCGGAAUUCAACGCGAAGCUAUCGGACUUCGGGCUGGCCAAGGAGGGGCCGAUGGGCGACGAGACGCACGUAUCCACCAGGGUCAUGGGCACCUACGGCUACGCCGCGCCGGAGUACAUAGCCACCGGGCACCUGACGGUGAUGAGCGACGUGUACGGCUUCGGCGUGGUGCUGCUGGAGAUGCUGGUGGGGCGGCGCGCGCUGGAGCCGAGCCGGGCGGGGGCCCGCGACGGCAGCCUGGUGGACUGGGCGCGGCCCAUCCUGAUCCGGCCCAACAAGCUGGAGCGGAUCCUGGACCGGCGGAUGGGCAAGGUGGACCCGGAGAUGGGGCUAGAGCGCGUGGCCCGCCUCGCCUACGACUGCCUCAGCCACAACCCCAAGGUCCGGCCCUCCAUGGCGAAGGUCGUCGCCACGCUCGAGGCCGUCCUCGCCGCCGGCGACGCCGCCCCGCCGCGGUGAGACCGUAGGUUGUAGGGUCUGCAUACGGCUUGAUUAGGUGCGUACGGGGUAAAUGCAUGGACUAAGAAGGCAUGUUUGGUCAUUUGAUCGAUCGAUAUAUUCAUGGAGUAAAACUACUGAAUAAAUUUGUAAAAGAAUAAAAAAAACACAAUUAAGCAUAUUUUCUCGGA